This is a messenger RNA of Acanthoscelides obtectus, 5828 nucleotides long. Lineage: Eukaryota; Metazoa; Arthropoda; Insecta; Coleoptera; Chrysomelidae. The record is from the annotation of a GenBank genome assembly.
GCCGUACAUCGUGUCUCGUCCUGUUUUUGCUGCUGUCGGAUGGUCCUGCAGCAGCAACAGCAACGUGCAGCAUCAGAGCCUGUGGCUGCGCCGUAGCAGGAGCGGCGUGACUUGCAGGAGGCGCGGUCCUGCUGCCAUUAGAAAGUCCUCGCUGGCUGCGAUGCUUUUCAGCGACAGACAGUGCGUGCUGAAAGCUUGAUACGAACUACACCGCCGGUCUCUAUAUAUCGGGCGAUUUCUAAACGUACUGAUUUUUUCGGGUUUUAACAAGACAUCGAUCAUAUUAUUAUUGAUAGUACCAAUUUUGAAGCGUGAUUAGAUUGUGAAAAAUGAUUUUUUUCCGGCACUUAAUGAAGGGCUUAAGAAGACUGAUCAAUCUGAAACUAGAUCUCGCAGAAAAUACACGCCAUUGAAUUAUCGAAUCACAUCGGCGAUGCAUCUGUACGCAAGCAAUUAGCCGCUGCUUCGAAUAAAUUGCAGAGCGCAGGCAAAUGUGAUUUGCACUUUCUAUACAGUGCGUUCGCAUGGAAAUGGAGUAGCAUCUUAUCCAGUCUUGUAGGAAGACUAGUCGCUGUUUCAAUUCAAGUGUUUGUUAUUAAAACCGAAGCAAGAUGAUGGAGGCCGAAGAGAUUAUCAAGGUCGUCAAUGGCAUCUAUAAGAAUAUUUUGGAGAACUUCAACCCUGGUGCCAGGCAAAUGAUCAAUGCUGGAAAAGCUUACCUGAAGGCUCUACAUGGUACAUAAAAUACAAAUACAUUACAUUACAUUACAAAUCUUCAUGUGAAACAUUUUAGAUGCGGCGGCCGCUUCGAGAAUAUACGUCGAUGCCAUUGGCAAACUGGCACAACAAGCUCAACAGGACACUUGGGGAGGAUCCUCCGAUAUAGGUUCUGCUCUGAUGAAAAUCGUCGAGGUGUACAAAGAAAUACAAGAGCAACAAGUUAAUAUACUCAAGGCGUUUUAUGUCGAUUUGCUAGUACCAUUGGAAACAAAUCUAGAGAAAGACACAAAAGUUAUACAGUCCGAACGCAAAAGGUUUGUUCAGCAGCACAAACAACGGCUGGAUACAUAUAUAAAAACAACAGCAUUAAUGAAAAAGCAAAGGAAGAAAGUUAGGGGAUCCGGCAAGUCCGAACUGGCGAUGGAUAAGGAACUGAAGAACAUGAAGCUGUUGGAAAUUGAGAAAUCCAAACUAGAUCUAUUUUAUGAACAGAGCUUAAAAAAUGCAAUGACUCAGGAAAGGAGAAGAUAUGGAUUCGUUCUAGAAAGACAGUGUUCUUUAUCGAAGCAUUACUUAUCGUAUUAUACCUAUGGAAUGGAGGCUUUUUCGAAGAAUAUCGAUCAGUGGUCUGAAGUUGCGAAAACACGGGAAACUUUACCAAAGUCUGGGGAAAGCCUUUUCAGCAGUAGGCUUGGGCAAAUGACAUCCUGGCAAGACGGCGGCGGAGGCACCGGAGACGACGUGUACUCGAACCCCCGGAGUGGCAAUUUCGACGAGGACUCCAUGAGCAUGAACUCACAACUCCGGAAAACGAAAAGCGUAGACGCUUCCUGUCUGGAUAUUCGUUCGAUGGAUGACGCAGGGUCGCCUGUUAGCACUUUGUACAGAGCUAGGUCGGAGUACAAUCUCAAAUCUUCUGCACAUUCCCCAACUCAAGAAAAUGGUUCCUCCGCAUAUCACUCAAAAUCCUCCUCGACAGACAGACAGUCGCACACACCAUGGCAUGCCCAAAUCGUCAGAGCAAUGUACGCCUACCUGUCCAGUGGAGAAAACCAGCUGAGUUUCCAUGAAGGAGACCUCGUAGCGUUGAUAGGAGAAAGGAACAAGGGGUGGCAGUUUGGCGAAAACCUGAGGACGCAGUGCACGGGAUGGUUCCCAUUGGCUUAUACAGAAAUAAUGAACGAACCGAUUUUAUCUCCAGUACACACCAACGACGUUGGUGGUUACUCUGACAGAAACGGCAUCUCCCACGAAGACAACGGUGGUACAACUCCAACAACUAGCUCUGGAGCACCAUCUGGUAACUCAACGCUAGAACAGGCCUAUAAUACUAGGAAGUUUGGAGAUAGCUUACAUAGAUUUCAUGCUAAUGCUAAGCAGAUUCGGCGAGCAGUAGGUUCUAACAGCAUCCCCCCACCAGCUGCCCCUGCUCCUGAGCCCAAACAAUCCCCGUCCAGCAACAAAAAGAGUGGCCAACAACAUCGGUCCCGUACCAGAAGUACCAAAAUGGAACAUCAGUCUGAUAGCAAUUCCAUGCCUUCACCACAUUCUGGUGGUAUCAAGACAUCGUUGUCUGCUUUUAAUCUGUCAAAUGGAAGGAGUGAUAGGGGCAGUGGACCUCCAAACAGUCAGGAAAAAGGUGGUCAAACCGCUCUCCAUGGUAGCAACGAUUCUGGAUUUUCUGUCGAUCCACGUCAACAACCUGAAGUAGAUUAUUCUGAUGACGAAGUGACCCAACAAAAAAGAAAUCCCAGUCGGCGAAGAAUCAUCCGUCAAAUUGAAGAAAACAACAACGUACAAAAUACAGCUACAAUAAACAGACGGUCGAACACACUGAAACAAGCAAGAAGCCAAGUCAACCUGGUUGAAAACAACAUUUUAUCAGAUAACCCUCAAGAUUUAACCAAAGAUAGCAAAACGCUGAUAAAGCGAAGCAAAAGUUUCUGGAAGUUCGGAAAGAACUCUUCUAGCACCGAAAUCUUAGAAGGCAUGGCGCUUUGGAAACACAAGGACUUGAUCAAUGUCAAAUUAGAGGCAGCCAGGAAUAAUAAAAAAGAUAGUAUGGAAGAACAAACUAGCGAUGGAGACGAGUCGAGUGAUUCAGAUACUAUAAAUAACAAUAAUAUUAAUGAUGGUCACCAUUCAUCAGGAAAGAAUAGUUCUACGAUGGAACCAAAAGUUAAAGAGAGGAGUUACCAGCAGCAGAAACGUAUGAAUGAGAAGAGCUAUUCACCACGGGCAAGUGAGAUCAACGCGAAUGACAAUUUCAAAAUGGUGAGCGAUUAUAACAAAUGUUUCCAUGAAGAUGACGACGAUGGGCUGAUGUUGAAGACAAUCAACAGGAAGAAAAUUGUUCAGCAGUAUGCAAAUAGUUCGUCUGGCUCAGAUUCUGAAACAGAAUCUGAUGUUACCACUGACGAUCCCUAUGAUUGCAUCAUUGUGAACGAUCAGAAGAUCACCAAAACAAAAAGCGAGAAAAACUACUUCCCUAAUGUUUCUGAAAUAGGGAGAAAGUUGGAAGAAUUUAGUAAAUACAAUAACAAGAAAAACAUUAUUCAGGAAAAGAAUAACAUGAAUAUAAUAAUGUAUCGGUCCAGAGAUAGCAGCGAUGAUAUUAUUCCUUACGGAGAGAAGAGAAAUACAUUCAAAACUUUCCAAAUGGAGAGUCAGAAUGAAACUAAGCAACAAGAGGAGACGUAUUACAAUGAAAGUACUAUUAAGAGGAACAAAAACAAAGAUAUACAAGACUAUCAGGAUGAAUGGGAAAGUAAGAGUAAAAUGACAAAAAGCAGAAACAGAUCAAGUUAUGAAAGUAUAGACUCUGAAAAUGACAAUGAAAGACAUUCAAAGAGUGAAAGAAUAUCUAAACAUAAGCAAUACUACGAUUCUAAUACUGAAGAUGGACUGUCUGAUAGUAAUAAAGGCAGACAAACUAUGGAAAAAAACAAGUCAAAAAAGCAUAAUUCGAAAUAUGAGGAUAGAAGCUCGCGAGAAUACGACGAUGACACCCUGAAGCAGAGGUAUUUGAAAAAUGGAAACAUGUACGGCCCUUGGUACGAUCUAUGGGGAUUAGAUUCUACAGGAGAAGUUCAGAAUAAGCAAUGAUUGAUAUCAUAAUGUAACUCAAGUUGUUCAUGUAAAUAUUUUACUUUACGUUAAUAUAAACUUGAUAUGGUUAUCUCUAUACUCGACGAUACAGUAUGUAUUCAUUUUAGUAAAUACAAUAAAAAGAAAAAAAUUAUUCAGGUAAAGAAUAGCAUGAAUACAAUAAUGUAUCAGUAAAGAGAUAACAGCAAUGAUAUUACUAAUGAAGAGAAGAGAAAUACAUUUAAAAUUUUCCAAAUGGAGAGUCAGAAUGAAAAUAAGCAAUAAGAGACGUAUUCCAUUGAAAGUACUAUUAAGAGGAAAAAACAAAGCCAUACAAUACUAUCAGGAUAAAUGGGAAAGUGGCAAAAAAAGACAUUCAAAGUGACAGAAUAUCUAAACAUAAGCAAUACUACGACUCUAUUACUGAAGAUGGGCUGUUUGAUAGUGAUAAAGGUAGACAAACUAUCGAAAAGAACAAGUCAUGUCAAGUCAUGUAUGGUCCCUUGGUACGAUCUCUAGGGAUUAGAUGCUACAGAAGUUCAGAAUAAGCAAUGAUUGAAUUAUUAUAAAUCAAGUUGUUGAUGUAAAUAUUUUGCUAUAUAGAUCUUUAUAUUAGGUUAAAUUUAAUAUGGUUAUAUCCAUACUCGAUUAUGCAGUAUCUAUUAAUUUAUCAUUUUCUAUUUCAUACACUAUACAAUUACUCCAAUAUCCAUGGUUAUGUUAUGCAGUAUGUAAGCUUGGUACCUGUCAUUUUCUUUUGUUCACACAGAUGUUUUCUUCUAGUGCCAAUAUUGAAAUAAAAACAUUAUUUAUACAAGAGCUGAACUACUGUAUUUUUUACAGCCAAUCUUGAAUUUAUUACUACGUCACACUUUAAAUAAUAUAUUGGAAGAAUCAUUAGGAAAUUUCAACUGCAUAAAAAAACUUAAGAUUGUGGUUUUUGAGUUAUAGGUUACUUCCAUUUUACAAGAUUUUCUUACUGUUUAUCUAUAUAGGUGUUUAUCACGGAUAACAUAAAAAAUUGCCUGAUAGGGUGUGUUGAAAGUUGGGACUUUCUCUUUCAGAAACAACUAAGUUAAAGUAAAUGAAUGCAGCAGAUUGCCUAAAUUUGCAUAUAUAGUUCGUCAAUCGUGUUCACCUCAAUUUAUACACUAAAAUAUUUCAUUUCGCCCCAACCAAAAAAAAAAAAAAAUUGUCUAGAUGCACUCGCGAAGCUUUUAUAGCAUUUCGAAGACCCUCACUAUGAAUUAAAAUAAUAUCGACAACUCCGUACUGCUGUACGAGUGCCAUUUUAUUUUUUUUAGAACCGAUGUGUAAAGGUUUUGUUUACCGACGCGGCCAGCUCCUGGAUUAAGUAAUGAUGCACACUGUACGUGUUCACGUUUCAUCUGAUCGAGAUGCAUUAGGCUUUGUUUAGGUUUAAUCGAUUUUGCGGAGCCUAACAUCUCGGUAAUCUUAAGAUUUUGGUGUACAUGUCAGUGGAAAACUGCUUAUUUUUGCAAGAUCUAUAUGCCGUGUAAUGUCCCAACUUUGAGGAACCCCUGAAUAUAUAUUUAUUAUGUGCAUACUGGAUCUUAUUUAAACCUCAUUUACUCUGCGUCAAAACAUGUAAGGACUCGACUGCCGCUUCUAUUCGCUUGGUCUUUACCAUUUAUGGCACACUGGCCAAUAAGACGGAAUUUGAACGUCGCGCGCUUGUGUUUAUUUUGAAGGGACGUAAAUGAGAUUUCAAUACAUAUUAAUUUUGUAUAUUACAAGACUGUAGCUUACCUAUGCUUUAUGCUUUUUGGAAUUGAUUGGUGUUGGUUUUUUUCAGGUCUAACAACUUAAUCACAAUAAAGCUUCGCAAAACUAACCCCAGCACUGAAAGAGCUACUGCUUCUUCUCACGCUUUUGAAUAGUUUAUAAACAUUUUUAGAGUCUAGGAAAUCAUUGUUACCAUGUUAUAUAAAUUAUUGUUUGUACUGUUUUGUAAAAUAUACAUAUUAUAUAUCUAGAGGUAAUAUAAAUGCCAAUUGUAC